GCACAAGAGCUGCCUCGCGGUAUAAAUCGGACAGCCAUUUCGUGUUGCAAAUCCACCGCGCUCUUCUAGAAACAUCGAAGCUCCACACGCCUCCAUUCGAUUAUGCCUUCUUCUUCCUGCGAAAUCUGAGUCAAUUCGUUAAUGGCUUCCAGAGCGAUUUUCAGGAGGAGCAGAUUGCUCAAGGACUACGUCACUUCCUCCUCCCGCACAACCCAGUGCCUCGCCCAUUUUCACAAUCGGAGCUCCAACGAUGACGACAACAGGUUUCCGAUUUCCAAACCGGAACUCCACCGGCGAUUCGACUCUCUUUCCCAGCCCCCAUUGAGCGUCCGAUGGAUCGCUCACUCCGUCCGUACUGUCACCACCGCCGCCGCGCCCGCCAAACCCUCGCCGGACGAUGACCAAAACAAUGGGAAGAGAAAGCAAGCUUCUCCCGAGGACUGCGAUGAAGCCGUGCAAGGCCUCAGCUCCACUGCCAAGGCCGCCAAGGCCAAAAAGCUCCAGGAUUCUCAAAAGGUUUCCAAAAUGUUGAAGAAAGUCUGGGCCACUUUUCUGGGGAUCGGUCCUGCUCUCAGAGCUGUUGCUUCCAUGAGCAGGGAGGAUUGGGCAAAUAAGCUUACACAUUGGAAGAAGGAGAUUGUUUCAACAUUGCAGCAUUACUGGCUCGGUUUUAAGCUGCUAGGCAAAGAUGUCAAGAUCUGUUCGAGACUGCUGCUUAAGCUUGCCGGUGGCAAGACUCUUUCGAGAAGGGAGAGGCAACAGCUGACGCGUACCACAGCUGAUAUCUUUCGGCUAGUUCCAUUCGCUGUGUUUAUCAUUGUUCCUUUCAUGGAGUUCUUGCUGCCAGUGUUCCUCAAAUUGUUUCCCAACAUGUUGCCUUCGACCUUUCAAGACAAACUGAAGGAAGAGGAAGCAAUGAAAAGGAAGCUAAAGGCAAGAAUAGAGUAUGCUAAGUUCCUUCAAGACACGGCCAAAGAAAUGGCAAAGGAAGUUCAAAACUCAAGGAGCGGAGAAAUCAAACAAACAGCAGAAGAUCUUGAUGAGUUUCUAAACAGGCUGAGAACAGGUGCAGGGGUCUCUAAUGAGGAGAUUUUGGGGUUUGCCAAGCUAUUUAAUGAUGAACUUACCCUUGAUAACAUCAGCAGGCCUCGUUUAGUCAAUAUGUGCAAAUAUAUGGGAAUAAGCCCUUACGGUACAGAUGCAUAUUUGAGAUACAUGCUCCGGAAAAGACUCAGUCGGAUUAAGGCUGAUGAUAAGUUAAUUCAAGCGGAGGGUGUUGAGUCACUUUCAGAAGCUGAACUCCGCGAGGAGUGCAGGGAGCGGGGUAUGCUUGGAUUGCGUUCUGUGGAAGAAAUGCGUCAGCAGCUUCGUGAUUGGUUGGAUUUGUCUCUUAAUCACUCCAUGCCAUCCUCGCUUUUGAUCCUUUCCAGAGCUUUCUAUGUGUCUGGAAAAUUGAAGCCAGAGGAAGCUGUUCGAGCUACACUGACUUCUAUGCCCGAUGAAGUGGUGGAUACUAUUAAUGUUACGUCAUUGCCAUCUGAAGAUUCAGUUUCUGAAAGGAGGAGGAAAUUGGAGUACUUAGAGAUGCAGGAAGAAAUGAUCAAGGAGGAGGAAGAGCGGGAGGAAGAAGAGCUACGCAGAAUGAAGGAAUCUAAGGCUAGUCAAGAAGAUGUGGCGUUGAAAGAGAUGACUGUUCCAACAGCAAGAGAAGCACAAGAGCAAAUCAAGGAAAGGACUCUAGAAAAGCAAGAGCAGCUCUGCGAACUAAGUCGUGCUUUGGCUGUUUUGGCUUCUGCAUCUUCAGUGAGUAGAGAGCGUGAAGAAUUCCUGAGGCUCGUAAGCAAGGAGAUUGAACUUUACAAUAGCAUGGUGGAGAAGGAUGGUCCCGAUAGUGAAAAGGAUGCCUUCAAGGCAUAUAGAGCUGCUGCUCGAGAGGAAACUGAAACUACUGGUGUUGAAGAGGAAGCUGAUCAUGUUUCAUCAGCACUCAUAGAUAAGGUUGAUUCAAUGCUUCAAAAUCUGGAAAAGGAAAUCGAUGAUGUGGAUGCUCAAAUUGGAGACCGCUACCAACUACUUGACAGGGAUUUUGAUGGUAAAGUAACUGCUGAGGAGGUUGCAGCUGCUGCAAACUAUCUGAAGAAUACUUUAGGCAAGGAGGGUGUCCAAGAACUCAUAGGCAACCUCUCAAAAGACAGAGAUGGUAAAAUUCUUGUGGAAGACAUUGUCAAGUUAGGAAGUCGGAGUGAAGAUGCAAACAACCCAGAGGAAGAAGACAGGCGAAUAUAGAAAGUAGCUUUGUCACUUUUUAUGAGUUGUUUUUGUCAUGGCAACAGUGAAUAUGGUUAGCUAUAUACACAAUUGUUUUGAUGAGUCUCGUAGCAAUUCCAGAACAAGAGAAAGAAAAUAGACAAUGCUAGUAGAGCUAUAAAAUCAGGAUCUGUGCAGAUGUAUGAAAGUAGAGAUACUUAUUGGGGCCUCUUUGUUCGGCUUCAUGGAGGUUAUGAAACUAUAUUCUACUUGGCCUAAGAAAUACAUGCCCUGUAAAAGAUGUGGGCUCAUGAACAUGAUAUGGUGAGUCAAUCUUUAAUUGAAAUUGAAGAUGAUUGAUAUGUUAUUAGCUG
Fragaria vesca subsp. vesca is the source of this 2621-nucleotide messenger RNA. Its product is annotated as LETM1 and EF-hand domain-containing protein 1, mitochondrial-like. The transcript is spliced from 14 exons. Bases 142 to 2286 code for a protein of 714 amino acids. Gene Ontology annotation, molecular function: ribosome binding; calcium ion binding. Gene Ontology annotation, biological process: intracellular monoatomic cation homeostasis. Gene Ontology annotation, cellular component: mitochondrial inner membrane. Lineage: Eukaryota; Viridiplantae; Streptophyta; Magnoliopsida; Rosales; Rosaceae. The record is from RefSeq and is a predicted model, not a curated record.